AUGAUGAAGAUUCUAUUCGAGCUUUGCGUGGGUCGAGAUCCUUACGCGAACGGUCAGUCUUCUUUCAUACCUCCUCUUACGGACAAUGGUCUGUCUUUGUCCUUCUCUCCUCUUAGAGAGCAUUGUAAGUCUUCUUCCAUCCCUCCACUUACGGAGAACGGUCAGUCUCCUUCCUUCCCUCCUCUUACUGAGAACGGUCAGUCUUCGCCCUUCCCUCCUCUUAUGGAGAAAGGUAAGUCUUCUUCCUUCCCUCCUCUCCCGGACAAGUUCUCCGGUCAGUCUUCUUCCUUCCCUCCUCUCCCGGACAAGUUCUCCGGUCAGUCUUCUUCCUUCCCUCCUACUGUUGGUGUUGUGAAAAGAGUUCCUCAUGAUGUAGCGGAUGUGGCUUCUCUUAUUGAUGCGGAUAUGGCCGUGGUAGCUGCCCCAUUCGGUGUUUGUGAUCAUAUUCAAUAUCAGAAUACCAAUAUGAAUCAUAGUCAGCAAGGACCGAUUCAACAAUAUGGAAUACAUGAUAUGAAGCCGAAUCAGAAUAUGCAUACAAUUAUGCAUCAUAAUAGGUAUGAGCCGGUGUAUUAUCAGGAUCCUGUUUGUUUUAAUGAUCAGAUUAAGCAUGGAAACCAUAAUAUGAAUCCGAAUCUACUACUAUUACCACCAACCACCAACCGUUCCUCUUGCCACCACAAGUCACAUGUCUUCAAUCACCACCGCAUCCAGCAGUGA
Messenger RNA from Arabis nemorensis, 720 nucleotides. The record is from the annotation of a GenBank genome assembly. NCBI's taxonomy places the organism in Eukaryota, Viridiplantae, Streptophyta, Magnoliopsida, Brassicales, Brassicaceae.